This is a messenger RNA of Lonchura striata (white-rumped munia), 459 nucleotides long. Lineage: Eukaryota; Metazoa; Chordata; Aves; Passeriformes; Estrildidae. The record is from RefSeq and is a predicted model, not a curated record.
GACUCGCAUAAAGGUGGUGCAGAUCUUCUGGGUGAACCUGAUCAUGGACACCUUGGCCUCGCUGGACUCGCCGCUGAAGGCGGUGCAGAUGCUCUGGGUGAACCUCAUCAUGGACACCUUGGCCUCGCUGGACUCGCCGCUGAAGGCGGUGCAGAUGCUGUGGGUGAACCUGAUCAUGGACACCUUGGCCUCGCUGGACUCGCCGCUGAAGGCGGUGCAGAUGCUCUGGGUGAACCUGAUCAUGGACACCUUGGCCUCGCUGGCGCUGGCCACGGAGCCGCCCACGGAGGCGCUGCUGCUGCGCCGGCCCUACGGCCGCGACCACCCGCUGGUGUCCGGCACCAUGCUGCGCAACAUCCUGGGCCACGCCGCCUACCAGCUGCUGGUCAUCUUCACCCUGCUCUUCGCCGGGGAGGUGCUGUUCGACAUCGACAGCGGCCGCGCGGCCCCGCUGCACGC